CAUGGCAUUCCGGAGGACUGAGGGGAUGUCCAUGAUCCAGGCCCUGGCCAUGACAGUGGCCGAGAUCCCUGUGUUCCUGUACACAACAUUUGGGCAGUCUGCAUUCUCACAGCUGCGGUUGACGCCCGGCCUGCGGAAGGUCCUCUUUGCCACGGCCCUAGGGACCGUGGCCUUGGCCCUGGCUGCCCACCAGCUGAAAAGGCGACGGAGGAGGAAGAAACAGGUCGGCCCUGAGGUGGGAGGCGAGCAGCUGGGCACGGUGCCCCUCCCCAUCCUCAUGGCCAGGAAGGUCCCGUCGGUGAAGAAAGGCUACACCAGCCGGAGGGUACAGAGCCCCGGGAGCAAGAGCAAUGACACCCUCAGCGGCAUUUCCUCCAUUGAGCCCAGCAAGCACUCAGGCUCCUCCCACAGCUUGGCCUCGAUGGUGGCAGUGAACUCAUCCAGCCCCAUGGCUGCAUGCUCUGGACCAUGGGAUGCUAGGGGGAUGGAGGAGUCUGUGGCCACCAGCGACAGCAAUGCCGAAAGCCUCUACAUGCAAGGCAUGGAGCUCUUCGAGGAGGCUCUGCAGAAGUGGGAGCAGGCACUGAGUGUGGGCCAGAAGGGGGACAGCAGCAGCACCCCCACACUGGGGGAUGGCCUCCGGAACCCGGAGACGACAUCAGAGCUAUCCUCAUUGGAGCCUGAGUCACAGCGAAGGGAGUUUGCAGAGAAACUGGAGUCGCUGCUGCACCGUGCCUACCACCUGCAGGAGGAAUUUGGCUCCACCUUCCCCUCGGACAGCAUGCUGUUGGACCUUGAGAGGACCCUCAUGCUGCCCCUCGCUGAGGGCUCGCUGCGUCUACGUGCCGACGACGAGGACAGCCUGACCUCGGAGGAUUCCUUCUUCUCCGCCACAGAGCUCUUCGAGUGUCUGCAGGUUGGAGAUUACCCAAUCCCACUCUCCAGGCCUGCUGCCGCCUACGAGGAGGCCCUGCAGCUGGUGAAGGAGGGGAAAGUGCUGUGCCGGACCCUCCGGACAGAGCUGCUGGGCUGCUACAGUGACCAGGACUUUCUGGCUAAGCUGCAUUGUGUGCGGCAGGCCUUCGAGGGGCUUCUGGAAAACAAGAAUCACCAGCUGUUCUUCGGGGAGGUUGGCCGGCAGAUGGUGACAGGCCUGAUGACCAAGGCUGAGAAGAGCCCCAAAGGGUUCCUGGAGAGCUACGAGGAGAUGCUGAGCUACGCCCUGCGGCCUGAGACCUGGGUCACCACACGACUGGAGCUGGAGGGCCGCGGGGUGGUAUGCAUGAGCUUCUUCGACAUCGUGCUUGACUUCAUCCUCAUGGACGCCUUUGAGGACCUGGAGAAUCCCCCAUCCUCAGUGCUGGCUGUGCUGAGGAACCGCUGGUUGUCAGACAGCUUCAAGGAGACGGCCUUGGCCACGGCCUGCUGGUCAGUCUUGAAAGCCAAGAGAAGGCUGCUGAUGGUGCCUGAUGGCUUCAUCUCCCAUUUCUACUCCGUAUCGGAGCAUGUGAGCCCCGUCCUCGCCUUUGGCUUCCUUGGCCCCAAGCCCCAGCUCGCUGAAGUCUGCGCUUUCUUUAAGCACCAGAUCGUGCAGUACCUGAGGGACAUGUUUGACCUGGACAAUGUGCGCUACACGUCGGUGCCAGCCCUCACGGACGACAUCCUGCAGCUGUCCCGGCGCCGCAGCGAGAUCCUGCUGGGCUACCUGGGGGCACCGGCAGCCAGCAGCAUUGGCCUGAAUGGGGUGCUGCCCCAGGAAAACGGGCCCCUAGAGGAGCUGCAGUAGUGGUGGGCACAGGCUGGCGGGAGGGGUGGCUGCCUGGGCCUUGUUCGCAGUGACGGCAGAGAGAAGGCUGCCUCCUCCCUUCCUUUGGGUUGGCAUCCAAGUGCCAUGUGGCCAAGGGCAAUCACCCCUGACCUUGCCCCAACCCCAGUCAUCUGGGAAUCCCCAAGGGGAUUUCUGUGGAGAAAGAUGGAGCCCCUCGGGGCCCACCUGACUGCCCUCACCAGUCCCCAGGGAAGCAGAGGUCGGGGCCAGUGGUCAGCAGGGCCUGAGGGAGAAGGUGGUGGUGAAAGAGAGAGGAAGGUGUUGAGAAUUGGGAAAGGCAGAGCUGAGAUGCCCUGGUUGUGGGAACCCAAGACCUGUUGCCCCAGGGCUGCUGACGGGGGGCUAGGAGGAUGGAGGUGAAGAAUGGAGGUAGGCAAGGCCCCAGUGAAGCUCACAGUGUCCAGAGCUAGAAGCAGACGACAGCUGCAUGGUCUCAGAACCGAGGCAUCCAGCUGGCCGUCCUGAUGGCCCCCCAGCCUGGCCACUACCAUAGAGAGUUUGCAACUCCAGAGAGGGAGAGUGGGGGGCACCUUGGGAGGUGGCAGGCCUGGCCAUCCAGAGGUGGGCCUUCUCUCCCUAUACUCACUUCUGGGCAGGGACUGGGCCCCUGACAAAUCGAAACACCCACUGGGACAUGUCCUCUGACAUUCCCUUGCCCUGCCAAAGACUGUCAUUUUCCUCCCACCUCUGCCGCCACCAAAGACAGGAGGAGGGGCUGGGUGUCCUGCCCCCACCCACCUCCCUCUGUGAGCCCGGAACUCCCUGGGUGGUGCUAAGCUCUGAGCUGGGGGCCCUGACCAGGGACAACUCUCAGGCCCCUGUCACCUGUGCUGCAUCGGUGGCAGCCCCAGGAGUGGGGCCCAGGGACCACAUCAGGGGGGGUCAGAGGAUGUACGUGGCUGGAUCAGCUCCAACCACCUUCAUUAGGACAAAGAACUUUGCCUUCAACUUGAUGCACAAACGCGCUCAGAACCGUGCAGGAGCGCGGAGCCCGCUUCCAGGCUGGCACCAUCCACUGGUCCUGUUAGCAUUUGUGCCAGCAGCCACAUCACACCGCAGGGUUCCCGGCAGCCCUGCAGACUUGCUUCUCUCACAGUGUUGUCACCAUAGCUGGGAAGUUUUAUUUAUUGCCUUAACACUUCAUUCUGAGGUUCUGCCCCUUUCCAGGUGAGAGACCUGCGGGAGGAGUAGACUCCUCUUGGUUUUUCAUGCUCUGGACUUAAGAGGACAUGGACUUCUCCCCCGAAUGGCAAAGGGGUUCCUGGGGUGGGAGAGGAGACAGGGAGGGUGAUGCUGGGUGUGUCCCAUCAUCUCUUAGCCUGGUCCCCAGGCUGGAGAACCCAUGAACACUAACACGGUCUGGCUCCCAUCCCACUUCUCCAACCUGGGCGGGAAGGACCCAAGGCGCCUGCCUCCAUCCUGACAUUCCGUUCAUUUGCACUUACCCUGCGCUGUGAAUGUAAUCUUGGGCCCGGGCUGUGGCCUAUUCUGAUUGCUCCCAAGUCACACAGAAGUGGCAUUUUUAUUUGUCUGUUUACACAUCCACACACUGCCUAUAGCACUUGAUUUGUUGCAGCUUCCAACUUUUGUAUGGUAGAGCGUGUGCGUCAACUGCAAGUCAAAUAAAUGAUGCAAGCGA
Messenger RNA from Galeopterus variegatus (Sunda flying lemur), 3467 nucleotides. RefSeq names its product family with sequence similarity 73, member B (gene MIGA2). The record is from RefSeq and is a predicted model, not a curated record. The transcript is spliced from 15 exons. Gene Ontology annotation, biological process: mitochondrial fusion. NCBI's taxonomy places the organism in Eukaryota, Metazoa, Chordata, Mammalia, Dermoptera, Cynocephalidae. Bases 2 to 1786 code for a protein of 594 amino acids.